Molecule: messenger RNA, 882 nt
Organism: Anoplopoma fimbria (sablefish)
Lineage: Eukaryota; Metazoa; Chordata; Actinopteri; Perciformes; Anoplopomatidae
Product: adhesive plaque matrix protein-like
Exons: 4
Coding region: 1-882 (293 amino acids)
Source: RefSeq, a predicted model, not a curated record
AUGAAGUUAUCCUCAACAGGUAGCAGUGUGCCCCAGGUUCCUAGCUAUCCAGCCCAGCGUCCGCAGGUGCCCCAGGUUCCUAGCUACCCUUCCAAGCCGCAGGUGCCCAAGAAGCAGCUGCAACAGCCCCAGGUUCCCCAGCAAACACAGCAGCUGCCUGGCUAUCCUGCCCAGCAGCAGCCCCAGCGCCCAAGCAGCAGCAGUCUGGCUAUCCUCCCAAGCAGCAGCCGCAACAGCCCCAGGUAUCCAAGAAACUCCAGCAGCAGCCUGGCUAUCCCGCCCAGCAGCAGCCGCAACAGCCCCAGGUAUCCAAGAAACCCCCGCAGCAGCCUGGCUAUCCUGCCCAGCAGCAGCCGCAACAGCCCCAGGUAUCCAAGAAACCCCCGCAGCAGCCUGGCUAUCCUGCCCAGCAGCAGCGUCCGCAACAGCCCCAGGUUCCCGAGCAUCCCCAGCAGCAUGGCUAUCCUGCCCAGCGUCCGCAGGUGCCCCAGGUUCCUAGCUAUCCUCCCCUGCAGCAGGUGCCCCAACCCCAGGUUCCCCAGAUGCAGCAGCAGCCUGGCUAUCAUCCCCAGCAGCAGCGGCCGCAACAGCCCCAGGUUCCCCAGCGACCCAAGCAGCAGCAGCCUGGCUAUCCUUCCCAGCAGCAGCCUGGGUAUCCUCCCCAGAAGCAGCUGCAACAGCCCCAGGUUCCCCAGUGGCCCAAGCAGCAGCAGCCUGGCUAUCCUUCCCAGCAACAGCCACAACAACCCCAGCGUUCCAAGCAGCAGCCUGGGUAUCCUCCCCAGAAGCAGCCGCAACAGCCCCAGGUUCCCCAGCAACCGCAGCAGCAGCCUGGCUAUCCUGCCCAGCAGCAGCGUCCCCGCAGGUGCCCCAGGUUCCUAG